Molecule: messenger RNA, 1131 nt
Organism: Vicia villosa (hairy vetch)
Lineage: Eukaryota; Viridiplantae; Streptophyta; Magnoliopsida; Fabales; Fabaceae
Product: MATH domain and coiled-coil domain-containing protein At3g58340-like
Exons: 3
Coding region: 1-1131 (376 amino acids)
Molecular function (GO): protein binding
Source: RefSeq, a predicted model, not a curated record
AUGGAGCAUAAACAAUCUAGUAUCAUCACGUUUGAGAAAUUCACUUGGAAGGUUGAGAACUUCUCUUUCUUGGAAGCUGAGGUUUAUUCUGAGUCUUUCGUCCGCUGCGGGUAUCAGUGGAGGAUAAGUCUGUUUCCAAGAGGGAACAAACUCAUCAAAGAAGAUGACAACUUAUCAAUUUAUUUGGAGGCUUUGCAAACUUCCAAUAUGUCUGAGGGAUGGAACAGAGAUGUCAUAUUUAGGUUAUCUGUAUUCAAUCAACUCAAUACCAACAUGACUAUCACUAAAGAAUCUAGCAACGAGUUCAAUGCAAGUGAGGAUUCAUUGGGUUUCGAAUCAUUCAUGACAUUUGCUGAGCUUCAUGACCCAAAAAGAGGGUUUAUUGUGAAUGAUGCUUGUAUUGUUGGUGGAGAAGUUUUUGUUUCUAAUUCAAUACAUGAGAAACCAAUUAAUCAAACAGCUAACUUAACUUCUUCCCUAACAUUUGGAAGUCUAAUGACUCUACUUGGGUUUAGAGAAUUUGAAGUUCCAACUCCAAAGCAAGAAGAAUGUCAAGGCGAAAAUCUAAGCGAGCUUAUGGAUUUCAAGGGUUUAGGACAAAUAGAAAAAGCUUUUGUUCCGUUGCUAGAGGAAGUAUGUUCUCAGAAACCUUCACUUAUUGUGUGUCAACAGAAUAGAAGUAGCAAGUGUAGAGAAUGGGCUUUCACUGCUUUGGGUAGAGUUCUUUAUUUCCUUAAGACUAGAAAGGUGAAAGAUAUGAAUGACUUAGCCUGUAAGGACCUUCAAAUAUUCUGGGAGGAACUUGAACUAUUUAGUUUUGAUUUGACAUGGCUAAAGCCCCAUGUUCAAUCAGCCUUAGGAAUGAAAAGAUAUUUGGAGGAGUUGGAGGAGGUCGAAAAGUUAAAGAUUAAUGUGGCAUCUCUAGAGUUGGAAAUGCAGAUGCUUAAGUCAAAGAUAGCUACAGUAGAGGAAAAUCUUGAUGCUGCAAGAAGCUUGUUGAAAGCAAAAGAUCUUGAAGAGAUAUUAGUUCCGCUCCGUUGUAAAAUAUCCAAACAGUGGAAUGGAGUUUAUGUUCCGUUCCAUUCCAUUCCGUUCCGCUCCAUUCCGCUCUGUUCCGCUCCGCUCCGUUAG